AUGGAACAUGAAGCCAAGCAAAAGAAGGAGGGAACUAAAAUAGUAUCUACAAAGGAAGCAAAAAGUGGUCCGAGCGUUCUGCAAAUAGGAAUAAUAAUAUUAAUAACAGUUGGAUGCUGUGCUGGUUUGGCGUGGUUGAUAGUGAAGUUCGGAAGCGCACGAGGUCGUAUUAAGUUAGCGCGGUUCCGAGGUCAUGGCUGUGAUCCUGAAGUUCGAUACCUUUCAACUGGUGUUGUCAAUGAUUAA
Parnassius mnemosyne (clouded apollo) is the source of this 246-nucleotide messenger RNA. The record is from the annotation of a GenBank genome assembly. NCBI's taxonomy places the organism in Eukaryota, Metazoa, Arthropoda, Insecta, Lepidoptera, Papilionidae.